Messenger RNA from Rosa rugosa (rugosa rose), 5633 nucleotides. RefSeq names its product TMV resistance protein N-like. Gene Ontology annotation, molecular function: ADP binding; protein binding. The record is from RefSeq and is a predicted model, not a curated record. The transcript has 9 exons. Gene Ontology annotation, biological process: signal transduction; defense response. NCBI's taxonomy places the organism in Eukaryota, Viridiplantae, Streptophyta, Magnoliopsida, Rosales, Rosaceae. Bases 289 to 5076 code for a protein of 1595 amino acids.
CCAUUUACAUAAAGCAUUUACAUCGACAAAGAGAAAAAUAAGGUUCCCAUUUGCUUCAUCGUGCGCGUGCAACCCAACCUCCCCUACCAAACAUCUUUUUGUUUUUAUUGGUCAAUACCUGUGAGGGUGAGAGGUGUUACCCGGAUCCUUAUAUAAGGAAGUGUUAUUCUCAUUCGUAGUCUUCGCCAAGAACAGAAACCAGCAGCACUCUAAACUCUUUCAUUGACUACCAAAAUAGAUCUUCCUUCUUCUUGUUCUCCUUCUCCUCCAUUCUAAACUCCUUCAAUAAUGACUACCAAAACAGAUUUUUCUUCUUCUUCUUCUUCAUUUCCUAAAUUAACAUACGAUGUGUUCCUCAGCUUCAGAGGUAAAGAUACCCGCACAAAUUUCACAGACCAUCUCUAUACCGCUCUCAAGCAGAAAGGAAUAAACACAUUUAGAGAUGAUGAAGAACUUGAGAGAGGGGAAUCAAUUGGUCCAAAUCUCUUGAAAGCAAUUAAAGAAUCAAGUUAUGUUAUUGUGGUUUUUUCCCAAAAUUACGCCGAUUCUUCGUGGUGUUUGGAUGAGCUUGCAAAAGUCGCUGAAUGUGAGAGAGCCACAGGACAAACAGUCCUCCCUGUGUUCUACCAUGUUGAUCCAUCUGAGGUACGAAGACAAACAGGGGAGCACUUUGAGAAAGCAUUUGAGAAGCAUCAAAAGCGGUAUGAAGCGGAACCAGACAAAGUAAUGAGGUGGAAAAACGCUCUUGCUAAAGUAGGCAAUCUCUCUGGAUGGCAUCUGCAAAAUGGGUCUGAAGCCAAAAUUAUUCAAGAAAUUGUACAAAAGGUUUUCACUGAGUUGAAUAAAAUAAUCUUCACAUCUGAGGGCUUAGUUGGGAUGGAUUCUCACCUGAAUGAACUGUUUUCCUACUUAGACAUUGGGUGUCUCGACGAUGUUCGUAUCAUAGGGAUUUGUGGGAUGGGUGGUAUCGGGAAAACUACUAUUGCACAAGUGGUUUUUGAAAGGAUAAGAGCUCAGUUUGAAGGUGAUUGCUUUCUUGAGAAUGUUAAACAGGAAACUGAAAUGAAGCAAGGUAGUACAAUUCAUUUACAAGAGAAACUUCUCUUGAACUUGCUGAAUAGUAAUGCCAAUGUACAGUACUCUAAAAUGGGAAAAGACAUAAUUAGGCAUAGACUAUCUAGUAAGAGGGUGCUUAUUGUUCUUGAUGAUGUGGAUCAAGUUAAACAAUUGGAACUACUAUGUCAUCGUACUUGGUUUGGUCCAGGGAGUAGAGUCAUCAUAACAUCCAGAAAUGAACACCUGAUCAGUGCAUUUGGAGCAGACAAAGUAUACAAGGUGAAUGCAUUAACUGAUCCUGAAGCUUUGGAGCUCUUUAGUUUGAAAGCCUUCAAGGAUAACGAGGGUGGAGAAGAUUUUCUCAAGCUAUCCAAGGAAUUUUUGAAAUAUGCUGAUGGCCUUCCAUUAGCUAUUGAAGUUUUGGGAUCGUCUGUUCGUGGUAGAAGUGAAGAGUUAUGGUCAAGUGCAUUGGAGAGACUUAAAAAAAAUCCUCCGAACGGGAUUAUUGAUGUUCUUAAAUUUAGUUUUGAUGGAUUAGAAGAGUCAGAAAAGAACACGUUUUUGGAUAUCGCGUGUUUCUUUAAAGGAGAUAACAAGGAUCGUGUAAUAAGAAUACUAGGUAAGGGUGUGGAGUUUAAUGUAAAAGUUCUUAUGGACAAAUCUUUGGUAACUCUAUUUGGAACAAAAUUGUGGAUGCAUGAUUUGAUACAAGAAAUGGGUUGGGAAGUUGUUCGUCGAGAAUGUCCUAAUAAUCCUGGAGAACGUAGCAGGUUGUGGAUUCCCAAUGAAAUCAUCCAUGUACUUGAUCGUAGUAAGGCGACGAGUGCAGUUCAAAGCAUAUACCUCCAAUGUCCAACAAAAGAUGAUGUUGUUCACUCAAUUGAUAAUGCCUUCUCGAAGAUGGACAGAAUGAGAUUGCUCAAGAUUUGGAAUGUGAAGUUUUCCGGAAAUAUCACAUAUCUUUCUAAUGAAUUGCAAUAUCUGGAAUGGCAUUAUUGUCCUUUGAAUUCUUUCCCGUCAGACUUUCAACCGGAUGAACUUGUUGAAGUUCGCAUGUUAUUUAGCCACAUCAAACAACUAUGGAGGGGAAAAAAGGGGUGGAGCAUGCUACGGCUUAUAAAUCUGAGUGGUUCACCCUACUUGAGGUCGACUCCAGACUUCACGGAGGUUCCUAAUCUUGAGAACUUACUGCUUCAAAAUUGCACAGGCUUGGUGGAGAUUCACCCGUCUCUUGGAUUUCUGAACAAACUUGUUAAUUUGAAUAUGAAAUAUUGCAAGUCCAUUGAGAGCCUUCCACCUUUCGUUGCCUUGGAAUGCCUUCAAAUAUUGAGGCUUUCACUCUGCUCAGGAUUGAAGAAGUUUCCAGAAAUUGAAGGAGAUAUGAAAAGCUUGCUGGAGCUUCAUUUGGAUGGGACCAGCAUUGAGGAAUUGCCUCCAUCAAUUAAACGCUUGACUGGUCUUACCAUGUUGAAUCUAGCAUACUGUACUAACCUUUUGCAUCUUCCCUAUACCAUUGGGUGCUUGACAUCUUUGAAAAGUCUCAAUCUAACAGGUUGCUCCAAAAUUCAUGAGAUACCUGAGAAUCUGAAUGGUAUGACAUGUCUGGAGAGGCUUUGCAUUGGUGGAACUUCCAUAAGGGAGUUAUCUUUCAUUGUGAGCAUGGAAAAUCUACAGUAUCUAUCCUGCCGAGGAUGUAUAUUUCCAGUUUCAGAAUCAUUUAAAGUUCUGGCUUCGUUAUCGAAUUUGAGAGAGCUAGACUUGAGUUAUUGCAAUCUGAUGGAUGGAGCAAUUCUCAAUGAUUUUAGCAGCCUAAUCUCCUUAAGACGGUUAUGUUUAGCUGGUAAUCGCUUUGUACUGUUACCUGAAAGUAUCUAUCAACUCUCAGAGCUCGAGAUUCUGGACUUGAGUAACUGCAGACAGCUUCAAUUACUGCCCAAGAAGCUUCCGUAUAGUCUUCGAAAUGUGUAUGCACAUGGUUGUACUUCACUGAAGGAUUACCCAAAUCAAAUCAAAGUAUUGGAAUCACGGGAGUCGGGAGUGACUAUUGUCAGUUCCAGCAAUUGUUCAGAACUAUCGAUUGGUGUUGCAAGAACUGAGACGGAAUUGAUGACCCUGUCUCUGAUACAUGAGCAUACAGAGGGGAAACAAGUUGAUCAAGUGCCAGUGACAAAUCCAACGUUUCUAGACCAACUGCCUCUCUGCUCAGAUAUCAGGUACAUACAUCCUGCAGAUGAAAUUCCAGAGUGGUUCGGCACUAUAUCCACCAGAAAUCCCAUAUCAAUCUCGAUACCUCAAAAUCUGGCCGAUGAUAACACGUGGAAGGGAUUUAGCGCGUGUGCAAUAUUCUCAGUCAAGGGGCAUACUGCUCUAUCCGUUAUUCAUGAACCGGAUCCUGAUUUUCUUAAUUACUCGUAUCAAAUCACAUUGGAAACUGAUGUUAUGCGUCUGGAACCAAAAGUGGUGGAACCCGAAUCAGGCUGUCUUGGAUCAAGUUCUCAUCUGCUUGUGAUCUUCUAUAUAGAUCGUUUGGGGGUCCCACAGAGAGGGUUAAAUCGAUCAACUGUAGUGAGGGCUACAUUUGAAACCACCAAUCCAUCCAUGGUGGUCCAGAAAUGUGGAAUUCGUCUAGUCUAUGAGCAAGAUGCUGGAUGGAUUUUCAGAAUAUCCUGGCCCAACGCCGCUUUACCGAUUAUGCGUCUGAAUGAAGAUGAGGAACCCGCCUCUGUAUCGGAGUCUGGCUGGAUUAGGCAAUCUUUGAAACGUGAGAAAUUCAUUCCACCCUUGGAAGAAGAAUCCACGCUUGUGUUGAGAAAGAACUUUGAAUCUGUUCUUCCAAGAUAUCUUGAGGCACUAAAACGUUACUCUAAAGUGUUCAAAUUUAACCUCAGAGGAAGACUAAAUUGGUUUGAUGAGGAAUUUGUCUCUGAUACGAUGUCAGCUGAGGCCAUAAUGUCAAUUGAGCUGCCUCAAAAUCUACACGAGAGCAGGAAGUGGAUGGGAUUUGCAAUAUACGCAUCACUUGUAGAGGAAGUGGGGAAGACAAUGAACGAGGCCUACUAUCAGUUAUCUGUUGCACUAAAAGCUGGGAAUAAAUCAUUAAGAGUUUAUGAAGAACUUGCGCAGUUCAGGCCAUUAUCAGAACAACAUCAUAAAUUAUUGGUUAUUUACAUACCGCGGGCACAGAUUCCCGAAGUGUUGUUCACUCAGACAUUAACAACGGCAAUGGACUUUAUCAUCUCGUUCAAUGAUAGCCCUCAUGUAAAGAUUCAAACAUGUGGGUUCCGUAUUCUGUACCAGGAAGAUAUACAAGGAUUUGCUGAUACUAUCAUCCGGUGCGUGCAGAGGGAAAAUUCUCUUGAAUCUCAUGAUCAGUUGUGGGUGGUAGAAGCAUGGAACCAGUUGAUACGAUUGCAAGGCCCUCAUAUAGAGGGAAUGAAAGAACGGGAUUCCAGAACCCCACGGGAAAAAUACUUUGAAUUGUACUCACGAAAAUAUAGAAAUUGGGACUGGUCUUGCCCUCGGUCUGUUUUAUGUUACUUCGAGGGAGCUGAAAUUUCCAAGUGGAAAUGGUUCAUGCCUUUCAUCAACCAAGGCAACUCUGCAGAAAUCCAACUGCCUUUAAAUGUGUUCGAUGAUGAUAAUUGGUUGGGGUUUGCGGUAUGUUGUUGGUUGUCCCAUGACAAAGAUCCAAACAUUAGUCAUGGCAGUACCACUAUCGAUUCAGAGAAUCUUAAGCUUAAUUAUCGUCUGGAAUCUGAUGUUGAUUGGCAAGGCUUAUUUGAUGGAAUGAUCCGCACUCGUAUUAAGAUGCAGGAGUCAUCGAAAUACCGUGCGACUCAGUUCCUUUAUGUAUCACGCACUAAAGUUAAUAGUAAGAUUUGGAGGCAAUGCAAAUUGGCCAGGAUAACUACGUGGUUCUCAAACCCAUGCUUAGCGGUGCAUAGUUGUGCCCUUCGUCUACUAUUUAAGGAGGACAUUGAACAUCUUGUAGAAGCACUGACCCUCGCCGAAUUACCUUGAGCAUCCCCCAGCAUCUGCUGCUCAAUAAUGGAGAAGACUGAAUGUGGAUAUGAAGAGAGGUUGGAGAAGAAGGUGAUCGAAAUCACAAAUUUGUGGAGUAGAUCUGGAUUGCACGAGUAGUGGUGUAAGAACAGGGACAUUAGAUGAAUGUGACUGAACAACAGAGGUAUAAAGAAUUUCUUCGUUGAAAUCAAUGAUGAUUUGGUGGUAUCAUCUACACUCGAGAAGCAAUUCAUUUGUUCCACGUUUACGUAAAAAGAAAUCAUUUGCUUUUGAAUACUUCUGUCUUUAUUUUGUUUAGUAAUAUCAGAAACGCGCAGAAAACUAUCCAACUUUCAUGUCCUCUCUUGGCAUAUCCAAACUCUCAGUUUGUAAUGCUUCUGAAUGAACCAUUUUUGGAGCUUCAUUUUCGUGUCUCGACUAAAUGAGGUUGUUAUUUAUUUUAUUUUUUUCCUUGUUUUUUUCUUUUUGAAAGAUUGUGCUAAUAGUGAUUAUUCUUCGGGCAAGAAAAUGAGACUUUCAAAGUUUAAAGUACAUUUCAUGUCAUCCCAAGUUCA